This is a messenger RNA of Rhincodon typus (whale shark), 2652 nucleotides long. Its product is annotated as dual specificity protein phosphatase CDC14A-like. The coding region runs from base 1533 to 2033 and encodes 166 amino acids. NCBI's taxonomy places the organism in Eukaryota, Metazoa, Chordata, Chondrichthyes, Orectolobiformes, Rhincodontidae. The transcript has 4 exons. The record is from RefSeq and is a predicted model, not a curated record.
UCCUCUCUCUCUAAGCCUGUCUUUCACAUUUUUGUCUGUCCCAGUUAAUAUUGGGGACUUUGAAAUCCUCCACUAUUAUUACCCUAUUAAUUUUACACUUCUCUGAAUUUUGCCUGCAUUUGUCUUUCUAUUGCUCUUUAACAGUUUAGGGAGUCAAUUGUAUUUUCCCAGCAAAGAGAUUGCCCCUUUUUAUCGCACUUCUUUCAUAAUACCUCCCACCUACCAUGUCAGAAGAUUCUAUACUGCAGAAUAUUGGGCUGCUAGUCUUCUCCCUCCCUCAAUCAGAUCUGUGAUAGCAAUCAUAUCACAUCCCCCAGCUUUCAUCAACACCCUCAACUCAUCUCCUACUUACGAUGCUCCUUGCAUUAAAAUAAAUGCCAUCCAGCCCUGCCAUGCUUACUUGUGCUUUAACUUGGCUGUAUUUGCUGUGCCUUCUAGAAUGAUUUUGAUUUGAUUCCUAUACCUAUACUUGCCUGUGCAUCCUACCCUCCUGCACCUUCAUUCCAUUUGUUAGUUUAAACCCCCACCAACUGCAACGUCAAAUUUCCUCUCCAUGAUGUCAGUCCUGUUCCAGUUCAGAUACAAUCCGUUGGACUUCUACUGGACCCAUCUUCCCCAGAAGCUGACCCAAUGAUUCAGCAAUUUAAAGCCCUUCCUCUUCUCUAACUCUUUCAGCCACACAUUCAUCCAGUCUAUCCACCUAUUCCUGUACUCACUAACACAUCAUUGGCACCCUUUGCUUUUCAAUCUACCUCACUCCCUAAAUUCUUAAUGUAGGACCACCUCCCUCAUUCUACCUCUGCUAUUGGUCCCAGUGUGAACUGUGAUCUUAGGAUGUUUAUCCUGUAGCCUUGACUCUGUAGACCCAGGGAGACAACACAACAUCCUGAAGUCAUGACUGUGGCUGCAGAAGCAUUUGUCUGUACCUAUCGCUACUGAAUCUCUUAUCACUAUUGUUUUCCUUCUGUUUCUGCUCCCCACUUGUGCAAUUAGGCUCCGGUUGCAUUCCUCAGACUCACUCCAUUUUUCAACACAAAAUCUGUACUUGAGUGAGAUGUACUUUGGGGCUUUCCUGCCUAUCUGCCUGCCAUUCUCCUUCUGACUGAUCACCUGUUCCUUCUCCGCAUGGCCUUGAGCUGUGGGGUGACCAAAUCUAAAAAUGUGCUGUCCAUGUAACUUUCAGCCUCACAGAUGCACUGCUGUGCCUCCCACCAACACACAAACUCCAAAAUCCAGCAGUCAAGCUGAUCAAUCAGUGGCAUUUCUGCAGAUGUGUUCAUCCUGGCUGCCAGAACUGUUCAGGCAUAAAUUUGUAAACCCAUUGAUCAUUUCCUUUUUUAAGAUAUAUUUUAUGGGGAUGAGAGUGAAGCUGGCAAGGCUGCAUUAGUUGUCUUUACGUAAACUGGCCUGAGAAGGUGAUGGUUGGCUGCCUUGGACCAUUGCUAAGAGAUUUUUGUGACUUACAACUGAAUCAAUAAUCCACUGUGCUUGUUGCAAGCAGAGUGAAUUCUUCAAGUACUAGCCAAGGAUCAAUGUCACCUCUGAAAUCUUCAAAGACCUCAAUGAAUUAUCCAAGUGCGAGAAGAAUUAGCAGAAGCCCCAUACCCAUGAACAGUAAUAUAAAAAGCUUCUCCAUAAACUCCAGGCUAGGCAGUUCACUAGGAAAUCUUUAUGCUGCCCCUGAUGAAACUGAGAACGCUAUGACAUCAUCUCCUAGGACAAGUGUUACAUCUGGUUAUCCCUCCAACCAGCUGUAUAGCAGCUCGCAGCUUCCUGCGAGAUAUUAUCAUGAACUGAACAACAACUACCAUAGCAAAAGCAACAGUGGCACUACCUGCAAUAUCCCCAUCAAUAAUUGUACCAGCCCGAAGGAUGAUUACAGCGGUAGAUCCACCUGCAGUGGUCUCGGUCCUGCCACCAUGCGAUACCUAAGCCGUUCACACCCCGUGGACCCUGAGCCACUGCGUGGACGAUGCUUUCACCAGCAAAGAGAACAUCACGUUUGCUGCCGGUCAUUGACAGACAAGAACUGAACUCCUAAGGCUUGUUUCCGGGGCAGCCCUUGUCCUUCUGGCGCCUGGGGAAAUGAGGUGAAUGUCAUGGGGUGUUGUGUCAAGUGUAGGAAGUUCCUGUCUAGGUCAGCAUCUCAGCAGGUGGGUGCCAAAGAGCAGCUGCUGAGCUGGAUGGGAUACCUGUGGAAACCCCACACUAAUGUCAAACACUCCUGCUUCAACUCCAGACUGGAGAUCACAGGAAUUACUAGAUUUCUGAACAGUGAGCACUCAAACUGCGCCUUUCUUUUUAAGAACAAGUUCAACUGUUCCAAUAAAAUCUAGUGCUGCCUUAGAAAAGCUGGGAAGGACUCUUAAUCCCAACUAAGGUGCAAAUCUGGUGCUUUAACAUCUACGUGAGUGCUUUUAAUCAAGUCCCUUCGCUCUGAAACUGUUUUCACUUGAAGUGUUUCACAACUAUGCGAGUGCAUGACAAGCUUGUUCCCUAUUAUUUAUCAAAAACGAUAAACCCAGCGGGAUUAGGGGAGGAAGGGACAGAGAUAACUUUCACCAAAUUCACAAUGGACAAACACAGCCCUCGGUUAAUGAAUUCACCCUUCACAUAACUCCUGUAAACAAAUAAAAUACGGCUUAUCUGGAA